Drosophila serrata is the source of this 1450-nucleotide messenger RNA. Its product is annotated as protein SPT2 homolog. NCBI's taxonomy places the organism in Eukaryota, Metazoa, Arthropoda, Insecta, Diptera, Drosophilidae. The record is from RefSeq and is a predicted model, not a curated record.
CACUCAUUCCCUUUGCUGUCAAAUGAAAACAUUCCUUUUUCUAUAAACAACAUUUUAGAGUUAAUUGAAACGUUUUAGCAUGGAUUUCGUGGGGUUGCUGCAUUACGCAAAACUGAGGGCGGACGCGACCAAGGAGCAGCCUCAAGAUGGUAGAUUCUAUAGCACAAAAUACUCGCCACCAAAGAAGGUGAGCAGGAAGGGUAAACAGCUCUCAAACAACAUCCAAAAGUUCCUCAAGAAGAAGGAGGACGAGGAGGCGGCGGCAGAGGCCGAGAAAAGCGGCAAACAAAAUCAAAAUGCGGCCAAGAUGAUGGCCAAGCACGUUGAUAAGUCAAACAGUAAGACAAACAAUAAUAUUGGCAAUAUGGAAAAGGUGACCAACGAGAUUGCCGAGGGCCAGAACGAUGACUAUGGCUACACCUCCAAGGAGGCAAAUGUCCUGUAUGAAAAGUAUCUGGAGAAAGUGCAGCAUGUAAAGGAAAAUAAGAGCUUUGCACCGAGUCAACCGCGUUCAGUGCGCGAUCUUUCCGGGAUUAGAGAACGCGUCAAGGCGGCCAUCGAUCGUGAAGUUCAAGAGGGCAAGACACGUUCCAAGCGCAGUGCCAGUGUCAUGGUGCCCAGAAGCAGAAGCAGGAGCAGGAGCAGUUGCAGCCGUGGAGCAACCAAGGAAGAAUCCGGCUCUAGCUCGAGCUCCUCUCGUCGUUCCCGUUCCUCAACUAGAAAUUCCGUGGCAAAUAGUACACGCUCCAGGAGCAAACAUAUAACCAAGAUUGUCGUGGAUUCCAAGUCAGAAAAAGAGGUGGAGAAACCUAGCUCCAGUGACAGUAACUUCAAGGUGCCACGAAGCUCUCGCAAUCGGAAGAAGGCUAAGGACGAGUUGCCGGUAAAGGAUCGUCCUUCUGGCUCGGAAUCCUCGGCCAAGAAGCGUAAAUUUCCGACAGAACAUAACGAUACAUCGAAACAAGAGCAGCCAGAUAAGAAAAAACGCAAAGGACGACCUACUGCUCCGGCUGCACUUUCAAACUAUGAAAACGAAGAGACAGUCAAAGAGCAAAGUUUACGACAAUAGUUGAAUACUUUGCCACCUGACUACAGGGGGGAUGAGGAGAGGGAUGGGGCACAGCGAGGUGAGAACAGGAGAACCUAAAUGGAAGGAAGAGUAGUAGCAUCGCCUGGGGUCCAAUCUAUAUACUUCUGGCCACCGUCACCUUUUCCAUCAGCUUCAUGGGGACAGUGUCGUCGUUACUUUCUUGUCGACACUUGGAGGCGACUCUUGCGGACAGUCUUGCACCUGCCUCACCACCUGACUGCGCUCUUUCUUCACCUACUGUUCCUACUUUUGCUUCAGCUUCAUCUUCUCUUCUACACCAAAGAGUGAUGCCAAGAGGCCAGAACCCUACACUGAAUGAAUGAAAAACAAAACCCUGAAGUCUAAGAAUAUAAUAAAAGG